UCCCUACCCCCAAGGUUUUGAACAAACCUUUGUCAUUUCCAGUAUAGUUCCUGACAUCAUGACGGCUCUUUUGAUUUUGUUUAUUUUAAUGAAUCUGGACAAAGGAUACUGCACAGAAACACGAGACCAAGUUCUAUCAAUCACCCCAAAAACCCAGGAGCAGGUGGACAUCUUGAAGAAUGUGUCCACUCAAUAUGAAACAGCCUUAUGGCAGCCUGUUUCACAUCAUUACAUCACGGAAGAGACACAAGUCCACCUGUUUGUUCCUGCAAAUAGCUCAGAGACCGUCCAGGAUGUGCUACAGAAACACAGCAUGACUCAUGAGGUUUUGCUGGACAACGCCAAUGAGUUGAUUGAGAUGCAGACGAAAAACGACUCCACAGACCCACGGAGCAGCUCAACUUUCUACGAGCGAUAUCACAGUCUGGAGGAUAUCUAUUAUUGGAUAAACAGGACCACACAGGACAACCCCGGCACGGUCAAAGCCAUUCUCAUUGGCUCCUCAUAUGAAAAGCGACCACUGUAUGUUCUAAAGUUGUCUCUAAAUAACAGACCAAAUAAGAAAGCAAUAUGGAUUGACUGUGGGAUCCACGCCAGGGAGUGGAUUUCUCCUGCUUUCUGCUUAUGGUUUGUACAAUACUCUUUGUCAUUUUACAAGCAAAACCAAGAUAUUACUAACAUACUGGACAACAUGGAUGUCUACGUCCUGCCUGUUAUGAACCCUGAUGGGUACAAGUUCACGUGGACAACAAACAGGAUGUGGAGGAAGAACCGCUCCGGCAGCAGGAGCAGCACUUGCAUUGGAGUCGACCUCAACAGAAACUUUGAUGCCAACUGGUGCACGGAGGGAGCCUCUUGUGAGCCCUGCUCUGAGAUCUACUGUGGUGCGUUCCCCGAGUCGGAGCCAGAGUCACAGGCCGUGGCCGACUUCCUACGUAGGAACAAGAACUCGGUUCAGCUCUACCUCACCAUCCACUCCUACUCUCAGAUGCUGCUCUUCCCAUACUCCUGCUCUUUGGAUGAAGCAGAGAACCACAAUGACCUGCUUGAGAUGGUCCAAGAAGCUGCCCAGAGAAUCCGAAGAUAUUAUAGGAACACCUAUAAAUAUGGUGCUGGAGCAAAGACAAUAUACCUGGCUCCCGGUGGUUCUGAUGACUGGGCAUAUAACCUUGGCAUCAAAUACGCCUUCACAUUUGAGCUCCAGGACCGCGGGCGUUAUGGGUUCCUCCUGCCGCCAUCUUUAAUUUCCAGGGCCUGCAAUGAAGCUCUGCUUGCUGUGAAGACCAUUGCUCUCAAGGUUAUAGAGAAAACGCAAGCUCCAACACGUUCUCCUCGAACUGCCUAAGCAGUCACACCUGCAGUAAAAGGUUGAGGGUUCAAGAUUUUGAGCCAUUUUUGUGAAUGAAGCCUAUACAGUUUUUGUAGUAUAGGCCCUAUCCUGUAAAGAUCAGCGAGCCUGUAAGAGCUACAAUCACAGUACACAGUGUUAGGAAUAUUCUGACUGUUAUUCAUGGUGUUUUUUUGCUAUAAGGAGAUAUUUUUGUAGCAUUCCUCUAAUAUAUAUAUUAUGAGAUUCUUUGCAAGAGUGUUUGCAUAUACCAUGAACAUAUGCAUAUAAAUGGAGCAGAGAAUUGGCUGCAUUUUAUUCAUCAAGAAGAAAUUGUGGAUAUAAAAACUGUAAAACAAAAAAAGAAUAAACUGAUUGAAAUUA
Molecule: messenger RNA, 1711 nt
Organism: Seriola aureovittata
Lineage: Eukaryota; Metazoa; Chordata; Actinopteri; Carangiformes; Carangidae
Gene: cpb2
Product: carboxypeptidase B2 (plasma)
Exons: 11
Coding region: 59-1345 (428 amino acids)
Biological process (GO): fibrinolysis; proteolysis
Molecular function (GO): zinc ion binding; metallocarboxypeptidase activity
Source: RefSeq, a predicted model, not a curated record